This is a messenger RNA of Aegilops tauschii subsp. strangulata, 840 nucleotides long. The record is from RefSeq and is a predicted model, not a curated record. Lineage: Eukaryota; Viridiplantae; Streptophyta; Magnoliopsida; Poales; Poaceae.
AUGGCACAGACCACCUUGCUUUUCUUUUUUGCCAUCACCUUCACUGCCCUCCUUCACCGCUUCUCGACUAUGCGUGCACGGAGGGCUUCUUCCGACGCUGCCUCGCGGGCUGCAGAAGCCGCCUCUGCGUCGCGGGCUGCCGCUGCCACCUCCGCCGCGAGGCGCGCGGGAAAGGUUCGCGCGCGCGCCGCGGCCGGCGCUCGUUAUAAGAAGGCGCUCCCUCCACACUCUGCCCCACUCGUCUUGUCUCUGCACCACCAUGUCGAUCCGCCGCCUGGGCGCUUCGUUUUUCGCGGAGUCCGCGAGCGCCGCUCCGGCACCUUCUCCUCCGAGAUCUGGUUUCGCAAGAAACGUCUCAUCCUCGGCACCUUCGACACCAUAGAGGAGGCGGCCUGCGCGCACGACGCGGCGGCGUGGUGCCUCCUGAGGCCUCGUCGGGAUAUGAAUUUUCCCGACGUGUCGAGCCAGCGGGCGCAGGAUCUGGCGCCUCUCCCGCGGCUUUUCACCGACGAGGAUCGUCGUGUCCACCGGAGGCGGCAGCGUUGCCUCGCCAUCGCCGAGAUGGACGUGGAAGCCAUGGUGGUGUGGCGCGAACGCUUCCCGCAGGACAUCGUUGACGAGCGCCAGUUCUACAAGCAAAGGAGGUUGGAGAGGGACGCGAGGAGGACGGAGCGAGCCGCCUAUCGGGAGGACAAGCGUUCGCGGAAGCAGGCCGCUCAAUUGAAACUGAAGCUACGAGAAACGUCGGGUUGGGACUUUGAAGAUGAGCAGCAUGCUGACGCCUACAUUCAGACGUCGGAGGAGGACAUUACCGAGUCGGAGUCAGAAAGCGACGAGUAG